Myotis davidii is the source of this 2293-nucleotide messenger RNA. RefSeq names its product mitochondrial fission regulator 1-like (gene MTFR1L). Bases 543 to 1421 code for a protein of 292 amino acids. Lineage: Eukaryota; Metazoa; Chordata; Mammalia; Chiroptera; Vespertilionidae. Gene Ontology annotation, cellular component: mitochondrion. The transcript is spliced from 7 exons. Gene Ontology annotation, biological process: mitochondrial fission; aerobic respiration. The record is from RefSeq and is a predicted model, not a curated record.
GACCUGAGGUGCUUCUGCUGGCAGAGUGGCCUUAGACAAGCUCCUUCGUCUCCGGCGUCCUUUCCCCGCGUGAAGGAUAAUUCCUUCUUCCCAGCUUUCUUUCUCUAUAAAGUGAGGGACAACUCCUUUCGGGAGAAAGAGAGACUCAGGAGGGAGGUUUCCAGAAGAGCUGCGUGGGGUCCAGUCCCUCCCGUUCAGAGCCUCCCCCUGGCCCUCAUGAGUUACCCCGUGCAUCUUUACCCCGAUCUUACUGCGCUCCUCUCGGACCUCACCUUCCUGUCCUGGGCCUGUGCUGCUGUUGCAGGUUUUACCUUCUUCCCCUCCAAGCUCACGGGACCUUGAGGUCAGGACCAAGUUCACUGGCCACCGGCCUCUGUGCCUUUCUCACGCAGCGACUGAUCAUCACCCACGGCCAGAACUACGUGUCCACGUGCUGUCUCUCUCCUAGAUUGAAGGGAACUCGUGCUCCGCAAGAUGGCCUGAUAUGAAGGAAUCACGCCUCCCCAAGCUGCCCUGUCCUUCAAGUGCAGGAGCCAGUUGAAAUGUCGGGAAUGGAAGCCAAUGCGACCAUCCCGAUCUGGCAAAAUAAACCGCAUGGGGCUGCUCGCAGUGUAGUGAGAAGAAUUGGGACCAACCUGCCCCUGAAGCCAUGUCCCCGGGCGUCCUUUGAGACCCUGCCCAAUGUCUCUGAUCUGUGUCUGAGGGAUGUGCCCCCAGUCCCUACUCUGGCUGAUAUCGCCUGGAUUGCUGCAGAUGAAGAGGAGACAUACGCCCGGGUCAGGAGUGAUACACGCCCCCUGAGGCACACUUGGAAGCCCAGCCCUCUGAUUGUCAUGCAGCGCAAUGCCUCAGUGCCCAACCUGCGUGGGUCCGAGGAGAGGCUCCUGGCCUUGAAGAAGCCAGCCCUGCCGGCCCUGAGCCGCACCACAGAGCUGCAGGAUGAGCUGAGCCACCUGCGCAGCCAGAUUGCUAAGAUAGUGGCAGCGGAUACAGCUUCGGCUUCAUUAACGCCAGAUUUCUUAUCUCCAGGAAGUUCAAAUGUCUCUUCUCCCUUACCUUGUUUUGGAUCCUCAUUCCACUCUACAACUUCCUUUGUCAUUAGUGACAUCACUGAGGAGACCGAGGUAGAGGUCCCCGAGCUUCCAUCAGUCCCCCUGCUUUGUUCUGCCAGCCCUGAAUGUUGCAAACCAGAACACAAAGCUACCUGCAGCUCAUCUGAAGAGGAUGACUGUGUCUCUCUGUCCAAGGCCAGCAGCUUUGCAGAUAUGAUGGGGAUCCUGAAGGACUUUCACCGGAUGAAACAGAGUCAAGAUCUGAACCGGAGUUUACUGAAGGAGGAGGACCCUGCUGUCCUUAUCUCUGAGGUCCUAAGAAGGAAGUUUGCUCUGAAGGAAGAAGAUUUCAGUAGAAAAGGAAACUGACAGCACUCAGCUCUGCACACUCAGUUUCCUGCUCCUGGAAUUCCUUCAGUAGCUGCCUUCCUCACCGCCGAUGUUUCUCUCUCCAUCAGAGGUUUUUUGCAACAGUCUUGCCGAAAGCUAGAGCUUGGACUGAAAGAGCUGGAUUAUAUGUUUCCCAUACUUCAAACCUUAGCAGAAGCUAAGGCCUGUUGUGAGCUGAGAGACUUGUUACAGGUAAAUGUAUAGAUUGGAAUGUUUUGGUCUAAAGGCUGAGCUAGAAGUUUCUGGUUUUUCCUUGCCCCUGUGUGAAAAUAGGUCCUGAAUGACUUACUUCACUGCAUAAGACCCUAUAACUGGUCUUACCGGACACUUUGUGCCCAGCUGUCACUUUCUGCUGCAAGAAAGCUGAUAAGAGUGAGAGCUCUCAGUGUUUAUGUACAUGUUCACAGGGCAGGAAAAAUCUUAUGCUGCGCCAUCACAAACCAACACCAAUGCCCAGCAAUCACUCUCUUCCCAUGUCUAACACCUAGAUGUAGAGGUCGGCCCUCUGGACCAGCUGACAUUUGGGCUGCUUCUGGGAGGCCUGGGCUGUUUUUUUCUUAAAUAUAUUUUGUAAUACUGUACAACCAAAUAUACCCUCCACGGCCCCAUUGACUGAACUCCUGCUCUUCCAUGGACUUUAGUUCAAGCCCAGUAGGAAACAGAAAUGGGGAGGGGAAAGAGAAUACCAUCUUUCUUUGAGGCCCUUGACUGCUUCUUGGCAUUGGACCACGGUUUGUAUCCACACCAUGCAUGACUCAGAUGCCCUCAGGUCCCUUUCUCUGCAGUAUGUAUCCCGUGUGUAUUUGGGUUGAAGUACUACCUGACAUUAAAGGAUUUGGCAAGAUACUGCA